AUGCGAUGGCUCUGGACGUUCUUCAGUUUGCCGUAUUUGUUGGACGCGAAUGUCUUCAGACCGAACGGUGAUGCGACUGCUUGGCUCUUGUGGAAUCACCCCACAGCAAUCUUCGAUCCUCCAUUUUGUGCUGCAUCUGCCACCUUGUUGAUCAACGACAUCACCAUGAUGGCACAAGAUGUCGUAGCAAUGACAGGCGAUUGCAUGGGUGAACUAUUGUCUCCCCCAGACUGCGCUGCAGAUAUUUCGGGUUUCAUUGCAGAUACAAUGGAUGCAUCAGCAGCAGCCGCAACGAUUUCAAUGGCUUGCGCUGGAGAAAUCACCGAUUGUGAACAAUUGGCUUUCGAUACGGUCGAAAACUUCGCCGGUUUGGCAUCGCAGUUGAUCGGUGCUUCCUCAAAUUGUGACAUCGAUGCCUUUUUGUGCACCAUCAAUGUGGUGGACUCCCUCAAGACGAUCUUCGGUAUCUACACGGACAUCGACUCCGCGACCGUCAGCUGCCCCAAAGUGACCCCGCUGGAGCACUAUCUCCAGCACAAACACCCUGGCUGGCGGGGAUGGGCCUGGAUUUUACCUCGUCUACUACAAGGCAACCUCACUUCGGAAUCAACAUUGGAGACUCCGAAAGAGGGAGAGAAGUCAAAGGUUCAAUCUGUGGGCCUCGUGGAUGAAACGGUCUUAGGACCUAUCAUUGCAGCAGAUGAACCUGGAAUGAUUCGAGUAGGAAGUGCCAUAGCUAUAGGAAGCAACGGAUUGGACAGCGACGGAAGUGCAAAGACGCGACGACUGGAAGUCUCCGAUUUAGAGGCUGUGGUCGUGCCAACUCUGCACGAUGCCAAUGCCGAAGUCUUCUUCUUCAUGAAUUACCCACAGGAUUUGCCGUACCUGUUGGAUGCGAACAUCUACAGACCAAACGGUGAUGCGACUGCUUGGCUCUUGUGGAAUCACCCCACAGCCAUCUUCGAUCCUCCAUAUUGUGCUUCUACUGUCACAUUGAUGAUCAAUGAUAUCGUAUUGAUGGCGCAGAAUGUUGUUUCGAUGACCGGCGAUUGCAUGGGUGACUUACCUUCUCCCUCGGACUGUGCUGCAGAUAUUUCAGAUUUCAUGGCAAACACAUUAGAUGCGGCACAAGCAGCGGCAGCACUGUCGAUGGCUUGCGCGGGAGAAGUCACUGAUUGCGAGCAAGUGACCCUUGAUGCGGCCGAAUGCUUCAGCAGUUUGGCAUCGGAUUUGGUGGGUGCGUCGGUGAAUUGUGACAUCGAUGCCUUUUUGUGCACAAUCAAUUUGGUGGAUGCCAUGAAACAUAUCUUUGGUGCUGCCACGGACAUCGACGCUGCGACGGGCAGCUGCCCAAAAGAAACUGUUCUGGAACAUUAUCUCCAGCUCAAAUAUCCUGAUUGGGCUGGAUGGAGCUGGAUCUUACCUCGCCUACUGAAAGGCAACCUCACGGCGGGAUCUACCUUUUUUACCUCGACUACGGAGACGCCACGGGAGGCCAGUGAUGACGUGGAGGACAAAGAAGAGAUUGUGAGCAGCCGAUACGAAAGUUUUGCUGGAGGAGGAAAGAUUUACAAGGUCUCCAAGGGCUCCGCAUCCAAGAUACGACCUCCAAGCAUUGGCCUGGUGGAUGAAACCAUCGCAGGACCUAUCAUUGCAACAGAUGAGCCUGGAAUGAUUCGAGUAGGAAGUGCUUUGGCUUUAGAAAACACGCAUGGAUUGUUCAACCAAGGUGGAAAUGCGAGGCAACAUCGACGACUGGAAAUCUCGGAUCUGGAGGCCGUCGUUUUACCAACUCUGCACGAUGCCAAUGCUGAAGUCUUCUUCUUCAUGAAUUAUCCACGCGAGGAGAUUUCCAGUGCAAAGCUGCAGACCGCUUACGAGUGA
This is a messenger RNA of Cladocopium goreaui, 1884 nucleotides long. Lineage: Eukaryota; Dinophyceae; Suessiales; Symbiodiniaceae. The record is from the annotation of a GenBank genome assembly.